Messenger RNA from Hippocampus zosterae (dwarf seahorse), 3564 nucleotides. It is a transcript of the gene slc1a6, whose product is annotated as solute carrier family 1 member 6. The transcript has 11 exons. Lineage: Eukaryota; Metazoa; Chordata; Actinopteri; Syngnathiformes; Syngnathidae. The record is from RefSeq and is a predicted model, not a curated record. Gene Ontology annotation, cellular component: plasma membrane. Gene Ontology annotation, molecular function: glutamate:sodium symporter activity; L-glutamate transmembrane transporter activity; neutral L-amino acid transmembrane transporter activity. Bases 928 to 2616 code for a protein of 562 amino acids. Gene Ontology annotation, biological process: L-glutamate transmembrane transport.
CUUUUCAGUCUAUGAGGAGAUGGAUGUUUUUCAUUGGUAAAAAUGCUAAGACAGCAAGCCAGCUAAUUACAAGCUAAGUGAAAGUAAGCUAAGUAAGUGGACAUGUUGUGGGCAAAAAUGUGCGACAGAAGCUUGGCAUCCUAGAAUGUUUUGACAAGGUGGUCCAAAGUCAUUUUCUCUCGAGGUGUGAAAUGCUGCACAUUCUCCUUCUCGCAGCAGAAGCAGCACUACUGCUGGAUAGAAUUUCAGAGGAAGAUUUUUAUCAUGUCUUGGUGAUUUCACUCUGAUUUAGCUGUAGAUAUUUGCUAUUUCAUUCAGGUUUUAUUUGUAUCUAUUUAUAUUCAGACACAAGUUUACAACUACAUGUUGGAGAGAUGCUAGUCUGAUGAAAGAGAGAAAGAGAGCGAGAGAGAAAAUAAUUCCUCAUUUCAAUAAAAAUCGAUGCCUAAAUGAACUUGAGCGAAACAUUUAUCUUGUUACAGUAACAGUCACUUUAUCAGCACAAUUUGGUAACCGAAACAGUAGUUAUUCUGGUUUAUGACACAAAUGCUAAAAGUUGCCUGUCAAUAAAAGAAGCACGAAGUACGGUGGCUUUAAAGGGUCUAAAAAAGUUUUAUUGCGGUGACAUUAAAAUCUUAUAUAAGAUAGAUCUCAUACCUUUGGGGGUAAUAAAUGAAGAUAUAGAAGAGGAGGCUGCAACAAAAGGUACAAGGAAAACAGAUAUCGACUCCGCCUGGUCUUUAGUUGACCAUAUAAGUUUGUUUGUUGAGGCCGAUUGACAGGAAACGUUGUAACCUACUUAGAUAAAGACGGCUUGAAACCAACCGCCACGUGCGCACCCGCCGCCGCCGCCGCUUUGUAUUACUCCACACAACUCAAAACGUUUCACACGAGACCUGCCUCCUGGACCAGGUUCUAGAGCUGAUUAUGAGCGAGAAGCCCCCGCCGACCGGCAUUAGUCUUUUCCUGAACGAGGACGCGGACAAAGCCGCCGCGCCCGAGCCAUCAGACUUGAAAAGACGAAUUUGUGCGGCCAUGGAGAGGAGAGCUAGCAUCAUGAAGGAGAAAAUAAGCGCUGUCAGCAAGGAGAGCAUCAAAGAUUUCCUUAAAAGAAAUCUCUUUGUUUUAUUCACCGUUGCUGCUGUGGCUCUGGGCAUCGUUUUGGGCUUCGCUCUGCGCUCCCAUAACUUGUCCCUUAGAGAGAUCAAGUACUUUUCCUUUCCUGGGGAGCUGCUGAUGAGGAUGCUCAAGAUGCUGGUGCUGCCUCUGAUCAUCUCCAGCCUCAUCACAGGAAUGUCCUCCUUGGACAGCAAAGCGACCGGUAAAAUGGGCGUGCGCGCUGUGGUCUACUAUAUGGUGACCACCCUGAUCGCUGUCUUCAUCGGCAUCGUCAUUGUGAUUAUCAUCAAGCCCGGUAAAGGCAGCAGGGACAGCCCUGUAACCAAGAGCAGGAAUGUGGAAAUGAUCCAGGCUACAGAUGCAUUUUUGGACCUUAUCAGGAACAUGUUUCCACCCAAUCUUGUCGAAGCUUGUUUCAAGCAGUACAAAACCAUGUACAAGAGGAUUGUGCAAACGAGGAACGUGACGGAGAACCUGAACCUCACUGACAAUGCGAUCAAUACGACGGACGCCUACGUGAACCUCAGCAGGGUGCUCCACACCAUCCAGGAGACAUUGGAGGAGACGGUACCCAUGUCGGGCUCUUCUGAUGGUGUCAACGCUCUGGGUCUGGUCUUCUUCUCCAUGUGCUUCGGUCUGGUUAUCGGCAACAUGAAGCUGAAGGGUCAGGCCCUCAGGGACUUCUUCGACUGUCUCAAUGAAGCCAUCAUGAGGCUGGUGGCCAUCAUCAUUUGGUAUGCCCCGGUGGGCAUCCUCUUCCUGAUAGCGGGGAAGAUUGUGGAGAUGAAGGAUUUGGCAGAGAUGGGUGGCCAGCUGGCGAUGUACACCGUGUCGGUCAUCGUGGGCCUCCUCAUCCACGGGCUUUUCGUGCUGCCUCUGCUCUACUUCCUGGUGACCAGGAAGAACCCCUACAGCUUCAUUGGCGGUCUGUUGCAGGCACUCAUCACCGCUCUGGGAACCUCUUCCAGCUCUGCUACUCUGCCUAUCACUUUUCGCUGCCUGGAGGAGAAUAACCGUGUGGACAAACGGGUGACCCGCUUUGUUCUCCCCGUGGGCGCCACCAUCAACAUGGACGGCACCGCCCUCUACGAAGCCGUGGCGGCCAUUUUUAUCGCCCAAGUCAAUGACAUGGACCUGAACUUUGGCCAGAUUCUCACAAUCAGUAUCACGGCAACCGCUGCCAGCAUCGGCGCAGCAGGCAUCCCUCAAGCUGGCCUCGUUACCAUGGUGAUUGUAUUGACAUCGGUGGGACUGCCCACAGAGGACAUAACACUCAUCAUCGCCGUGGAUUGGUUCCUGGACCGGUUGCGUACCACCACUAAUGUGCUGGGUGACUCCCUCGGGGCAGGCAUCUUGGAACACCUCUCUCGUGACGAAUUGCAGAAUCGGGACGAAGAGGUGCGCAACUCCGUCAUCGAGGAAAACGAGAAGUCUUACCAUCUUAUCUGCCAGGACAAUGACAUCAUGCGCAACCACAACAACGAGACCACAAUGUGACCACUGAAAUGAAAAAUUCUGUAGGCUGCAUGUCAUUCCAAUUACUCAUCCAUCGGCAAUUUGCUAAACGGCACAAACAAUAAGUCAUCUUUGUGACGCAUUACACAUCUGAAAUCGAACUUCAACUACUGAGCUAGCAGGUGCAGCGCCCAGGGAUUCUUGCAGGGGUGUCACAUAAGACAUGUUUGUGAAUUUGCUCUUCGCUAGGCAUACGUAAGCUUCUUGUUUUGAUAUCUUGGGGGCAGAGUGCUCAAUUUGCUCCACAGAGAAGAGAAAGGACAGGGCAAAGCGGUAGGGUCAAAGGCUCACGCAAAAGCAUACACAUGCAUAAUAUGUAUUAGGAGGAAGGCUACCCUGAAAAGAUAAAAAAAAUAGUCAAAUGAGGUCAGAAGCUUCGAAGAAUGAUGUCACUUGUACUACGAAAAAGUUACGUAAAAAAGGUACAACAUUACAACACAGGAAGUUGUUAUAAAAAUAAUCGAAUUGUUGUGGAUGUGCGAAAAAAAUAUUGUGAUUAUGAAGUUCUAGUGUGUCCGCUUCAUGCCUUCUUGUGAAUCUGAAUAUUUUUUGCUCUACUACUUUUUAAGACUGUACUGCUGUGAACUCGUUUAAAUUAAAUACACACAGGUAUGAUUGUAAAGUUUUUCAAGAAGCACAUUAUUUUAAUGUUAUUUUAUGAGCUUGUGUUCGUGUAUUAGUUUGAUGGAGAAAGGAUGUAGUAAUAUUUGUCAUUGUGAAGAGAUACUCCAGUGUAGAGAGCUGAAUGUGCAGUAGUUUCAUGCUUUUUUUUUUGUGUAUGAUGAACGCUUCACACGUGAAUGGAACAAUUCAGAAAAGUAUGUUGAUGUGGGCUUUAGUUUGAAACGUCUAAUGUAAUUUAAGUGACAGUGGACUUUCCCCAGGAAUUGAUGGCACAAUGUGAUAAAAUAAAUGGCUCAGGAAUUAAAA